Messenger RNA from Neurospora tetraspora, 315 nucleotides. RefSeq lists its product as uncharacterized. The transcript is spliced from 2 exons. Bases 1 to 315 code for a protein of 104 amino acids. Lineage: Eukaryota; Fungi; Ascomycota; Sordariomycetes; Sordariales; Sordariaceae. The record is from RefSeq and is a predicted model, not a curated record.
AUGGACAAUGUGUGUUCUUGUUGCGUUGGAUGGGACGACAAGAAGAAGCAAGAACAAGAGGGGAAAAUGACCUUCGAUGUCGACGAUCAUCAGGAGCAGGGGGGUUUCACCCAUCAGAGAAAUCCAUCUCAGAUUGCCCCUGUCCUUGCCACAGCCUUAUUGUUUCAACCAUUCCCUCCGGUCCGACACGCCAAGAGGCUGGUUCGUCCGGAGUCUGAAGUCCAUGUUGAAGUAUCAUCAAACAGACACCAGCCCCCACCCAUUCCCGAAGCCUCGCACGAGGAAGAUGACGAGUUCAAGGUUCAGAUGCGUUGA